Messenger RNA from Erigeron canadensis, 1635 nucleotides. Its product is annotated as protein LYK5-like. The coding region runs from base 1 to 1635 and encodes 544 amino acids. Gene Ontology annotation, molecular function: protein kinase activity; ATP binding. The record is from RefSeq and is a predicted model, not a curated record. Gene Ontology annotation, biological process: protein phosphorylation. NCBI's taxonomy places the organism in Eukaryota, Viridiplantae, Streptophyta, Magnoliopsida, Asterales, Asteraceae. The transcript has a single exon.
AUGUCGUCGAACCCAUCUGAGCUAGCCCGUAUCAACAACGUCUCAAAAACUACUGUUUUUCCGCAUGAUAAAGAGGUCAUUAUUCCUGUAAACUGUUCUUGCUUCAAUCAAUACUACCAAGCUAUCACAAGGUACCGUAUUAAACCACAAGCGGAAACAUAUUUUGUUGUAGCAAAUCUCACUUUUCAAGGUCUUUCAACAUGUGGCUCCAUAAAACAUGCAAAUCACUACAACGAAUUUAAGUUAGAAUACGGGUUUGAGCUCAGAGUUCCCCUCCGUUGUGCUUGUCCUACAAAUGAUCAAAUUAGUAAUAGUACAAAGUAUUUACUAACAUACCCGGUUAGUUUUGGAGAUAGCAUUGAUAAUAUUGCUAGUAGAUUUAAUGUAGCCUCAAAAAGUGUCCUAAAUGCAAAUGGAAUGGCCAGAACUAGCCCUUUUUACCCUUUUACUACCUUAGUAAUUCCUUUACCAACAGAACCUUCGAUUUCUGAUAGAAUAAUCCAACGUGCUAGACCAACAAUCCCGGUGUCUCUUGUAAAGAGAUCAACGUCAAAGAAACUAUUAAUAUUCGGAAUUGCAGCAGUGUGUUCUCUUUUAGUAUUAACAUUAGUGAUAACUGUACUAGGAUUAGUUUACGCGAAGAUAAAACAGAAUAAACAAGCUACAGAGGUAACAGAGAAGGAAAUGUUGCCAGAGGAUCUUCUAGUGGAAAUCGCAAGUUUUGAACGAGUCAUCAAAGUUUUUAGCUUCAAGGAGCUAAAAAAAAGCACAGCAAACUUUGCUAAUAAGCAUAAGAUAAAGGGUUCUGUGUACCGGGGAACAUUUGGGAACAAGACUGUAGCUGUUAAAAAGAUAGAAUUUGAUGUACACAAGCAAGUGAAUAUGCUUAGCAAGAUUAACCAUAUCAAUUUGUUGAAACUCUAUGGUUUUUGCACACAUAAGGAUUCGUGGUACUUAGUUUUUGAAUAUAUGACAAUGGGCUCUCUUAAAGGAUGGCUUAGAAGGGAAAGAUCAGAAGGAAGUCAUAGUUUAUGUAGGCGGGUUCAGAUUGCGGUUGAUGUUGCUUAUGGGCUACAAUAUCUUCAUAAUUUUACUAAGCCCGGGUAUGUCCAUGGGAAUAUCAAAAGUAGCAACAUACUUCUUGAUGCAAACCUGAGAGCAAAGAUUUCAAAUUUUAGUCUCUCGAGUACAAUGGGUAAUGAUAGAGAGGAUAGAGUCUUUGAUCUCUCGACGAUGAUUGUGGGCACUAGAGGGUAUAUGGCUCCAGAGUAUGUGGGAAACGGGAACAUUACUAUGAAAGUAGAUGUUUAUUCGUUUGGAGUGGUGAUGCUGGAACUGAUAACUGGAAAAUAUGCAGUGGUUAGGCAGGGAAGUCAUGAAGUUCUGCUUACAACAGCAAUAGCUACGAUAAUGAAAGGGGAAGAUGCGGAAAAUGAGAUAAGGAAGAUGGUUGAUUUAAAAAACGAAGAAACUAGAAGCAUUGAGUAUGCAGUUCAGAUGGUGAAACUAAGUCUGAACUGUGUGAAAGAAGACCCGGUAAGCAGACCGAGCAUGGAUGAGGUAGUUUCUUCUAUGGUUAGAAUUCUGGUUGACUUAAAAACCAUUAUAGAUCCUUUGAAAGAUCAUCGCCUGUGA